Messenger RNA from Entamoeba invadens IP1, 1020 nucleotides. RefSeq lists its product as hypothetical. The record is from RefSeq and is a predicted model, not a curated record. Bases 1 to 1020 code for a protein of 339 amino acids. Lineage: Eukaryota; Evosea; Mastigamoebida; Endamoebidae. The transcript has a single exon.
AUGAAUGGAUUUCCGACCGUUAUAGAGAUAGAUAUUACAAAUACUGCUUCUGAAGAUUUUGAAGUUUUUAUAACCGAUGAGAAGUUACAUAUUCAUUUCUAUGGAUAUGUUGCCUUUAAGGAACGUGUAACAAAAAUGAAGUUUUUAGCACAUCCACAAGAAAUUGUCCAAUCCAAACGCGUUGAUUUGAAGCUGAAAAGUACAUUAAGUCCAACGACUAUACUUCUUCCACUUUUCUUCGAAGUCGUUCAAAAUGGACUGGAAGGCUCUUUGACUCGCAACGAACUAACAAUAUCUCCGUCCCAUCGCUCGACCGAUACAGACCACUCCGGACCCCUUCCCAAGCGCCAAAGUGUUCUUCUUCAAUACACCAAACCUUCCGAGAACAUAGAGAAGACCACAUCGAAAGUCGAGACAGAAGAUUUGAAGUUUCUAUUCUAUCGUGAUGAUUUAAAGCCAUUAACUUUAGGUGAUGGCUUGACUUGUGAAUUUCUUUCACUUCGUCAAGUUAUUAAGAACGAAUUCUCCUUUUUAAAGGAAAUGACUUCUUCUCAUACCUUCCGAACUUUAGUGACUUACAUGUCUUCUUCUCAUGAUUCUCAAGACUCUCAAGGUCUUCAUUAUAUCCCAACUUCUCCUUUCCUCUUUCUCUUAAAAGUCGAAGCAACUGUCUUCGGUUAUUUCGUCAAUACCAAUGCAAUCAACAUUAAAGACGGCUAUCACCUCGACAAGACAAAUUUCAAAGUCUUUUCUCUUCUCAAUCAUUACAAGACAAAGCCUUUUGUCUUCUCACUCCUCUACGAAACUACUUUAGUCUUCGACUUCACUCAAACGUCUUCCUUAUUCAUUUCUAUUCGCGACUUAUGUGUCAUUAAGAAGGACAACACUAUUUCUUUGUUCAAAGAAGACAUCAACAAGAUUUUAUUGUCAAACUUCCACCUCCCUUUUAAUUACUUCUCUCUCGAAAAUGACUUCCUUGCAAAACCAAUCAUGGAAUAUGCCUUUCUAAAGGUCGAGUAA